AUGGCGGAAGGUCCUAUUUAUGAAAUAAGCAAAUUUAGGAUCAUGAAAAAUCAAGAGUCUCACCAAGUUGUGCCACAUAAAGCACAACUGCAGUUUAACAAUAAAACUGUGUUCAAACUGAUGCGUGAAGAAUUUCCGACAAUACCCAUACACUGCUUCAACCUACUGGACUACAACGAACUUCCUGCACGUAACAAAAAAGACACCAUAUUGACAGAUAUAAUCGGGCUUAUAAAGGAGAUGCAUCAAGUUCAAGACACUCCUGUCAGAGGACAAUUGGCAAAAACACGGGAACUACGAAUACAAAACACAAGGAAUGAAGAGCUACAAGCAACACUUUGGGGAGAACUCGCACUUGACUUUGAUGCAGAGAAGAUACUUCAGUUACCCCCUCCAGCUGUGAUAGUCAUUACGAGUUCAAAAGUGGCCACAUAUGCAAAGAAAAUAGUGGUUAACACAAGCUUGGACAGCUGUGUCUUCAUCAAUCCAAAUAUUCCUGAGUUACAGGAAUACCAAACAAGGUUCUCAAGCCCGAACUAUGCCCCAAAAUUAAUACCAAGCUCAGGCCAAAGCACAGGUUCUUCUAUCACAGAAACAUCAAACAUAAUCAAUAUCGGCAACCUCAUCUUACAGGAUGCAGAUGAAAACAAGGAUUCCACGUUCACAUGUCGAGCUAAAAUUACAAAAACCAUCACUCGCGAAGGGUGGUACUACUUUGGUUGCCCAAUCUGUAGAGUAAAACUACAAAUGGGAUCCGACUCUGUACUGAAUAAAUGUCCAAACCAUGGAGAGCAAGCUGGAAAGCCAAUGUACAAGAUGCAAAUUCGUCUCGAAGAUGAAGACGAUUCAACUCUGGCCAUGCUCAUAGGAAAACCCGCAGAGAUACUUUUCAGAAAACCCUGUGGCCAGUUGAUAGAUGAAGGAAACACAGAUAAAACCGUCAUCCCGAAAAUCAUCCUUGAUACAAUGCACAAAUACAAAAUAUGGAAGAUUGGGUUUGGUACAAGGAAAGAUUUCAUGGUUAGAGCUGUUUACCCCGACACUGAAAAGGUUCACCAAGAGAUAGAAGAAGCGAAGACAUCAGAGAAACUUCCCUCAAAGAGAAAAUCAUGGUCACCAAAAGAAAGCACUCUGAGUCAACUGUUGGGAUCCACGAAGAAAGCAAAAAGGUAUCAAUAUUUACUACAGUGUCCAUCUAUUCUUCCUUAA
Molecule: messenger RNA, 1209 nt
Organism: Fragaria vesca subsp. vesca
Lineage: Eukaryota; Viridiplantae; Streptophyta; Magnoliopsida; Rosales; Rosaceae
Product: replication protein A 70 kDa DNA-binding subunit-like
Exons: 7
Coding region: 1-1209 (402 amino acids)
Source: RefSeq, a predicted model, not a curated record